Messenger RNA from Bombyx mori (domestic silkworm), 663 nucleotides. RefSeq names its product cuticle protein 38. Bases 247 to 612 code for a protein of 121 amino acids. Lineage: Eukaryota; Metazoa; Arthropoda; Insecta; Lepidoptera; Bombycidae. The transcript is spliced from 2 exons. The record is from RefSeq and is a predicted model, not a curated record.
CAUUUUGUGGGGUAGUGAUAAAAAUAAAAGAAAAAAUCACUAAUCGAACACUUACACCACAUAUCGCCGCAGCAAGUUAACGAGAACGGCAGAAAUUAACACUUUGUAACUUUUCGGGAUCUAUUCUUAUUUCAGUGAAAAAUUUUAACACAUUGUGGAUAACAACACGUGCAUAUAUUAUUUUGAGCCGUUUUGAUACAAAACAAAGGAGUAGCCAUUGUGUCACUAAACAAAUUCAGAGAACGAAUGCAGAAAAACACAUUACUCUUCAACAUAAUGUACUAUAAUUUCCAGUUCAUCUUUGCAGCGGUGGUGGUCGUUGCCAAUGCAGGCAUUCACUCAGUUGCACCAGCGGCGUAUGUCGCACCUGGUGUAGCGUCGGCGGCGUAUGUGGCACCAGCUGUGGCACCGGCAGCGUACGUUGCGUCUCCCGUAGCGUCUUAUGCGUCUGCAGCAUACGUAGCCCCUGUUGCGGCAUCUGCGGCAUACGUCGCGCCGUACGCAUCUUCAUAUUCCGCCCACACAGUGAACCACGCCGUUGCGGCUCCCCUUCUUGCGCCUGCUCAAGUUUUUGCCGGGAAAUACGUAUCAGCACCUGUGCUGUUAAAGUAAACCGUGUAAUAUCUGCUACUGAAUGAUGACAAAUGAACUAUUUUAUUAUUA